CGCGGAACGCUGCCGAGUCGCGGCGGGACGCUUGGCCGCUGUUAGGCGACCGACCCGGGCGAGCCCGUUAGAACAGAGCGAGCCCCGCUUCCGAGGUGGCUCUUCGCGCCCGAGGAUCAGUUUUGACCCCCAAAGUGCGACGCACAAAUUCACAUAACCUGAGGACAAUGGAUGCUGAUGAGGGUCAAGACAUGUCCCAAGUUUCAGGGAAGGAAAGUCCUCCAGUAAGUGACACUCCAGAUGAUGGCGAUGAGCCCAUGCCUGUCCCUGAAGACCUCUCCACCACAUCUGGAGGACAGCAGAACUCCAAGAGUGAGAGAGGAGUGGCCAGUAAUGUUAAAGUAGAGACUCAGAGUGAUGAAGAGAAUGGGCGUGCCUGUGAAAUGAAUGGGGAAGAAUGUGCAGAGGAUUUACGAAUGCUUGAUGCCUCAGGAGAGAAAAUGAAUGGCUCCCACAGUGGCCAAGGCAGCAAAGCUUUGUCAGGAGCUGGAGGCAUCCGACUUCCUAACGGCAAACUAAAGUGUGAUAUCUGUGGGAUAAUUUGCAUCGGUCCCAAUGUGCUCAUGGUCCACAAAAGAAGCCACACUGGAGAACGGCCUUUCCAGUGCAAUCAGUGUGGGGCUUCUUUCACUCAGAAAGGCAACCUGCUCCGGCACAUCAAGUUACACUCUGGGGAGAAGCCUUUCAAGUGCCACCUCUGCAACUACGCAUGCCGCAGGAGGGACGCCCUCACGGGCCACCUGAGGACACACUCCGUUGGGAAACCUCACAAAUGUGGAUAUUGUGGCCGAAGCUAUAAACAGCGAAGCUCUUUAGAAGAACAUAAAGAGCGUUGCCACAACUACUUGCAAAGCAUGGGUCUUCCUUCUACACUGUACCAAGUCAUGAAAGAAGAAAAUAAUCACAGUGAAAUGGCAGAAGACCUGUGCAAGAUAGGAUCAGAGAGAUCCCUCGUGCUGGACAGACUAGCAAGUAACGUCGCCAAACGUAAGAGCUCUAUGCCUCAGAAAUUUGUUGGGGACAAGUGCCUGUCAGACAUGCCCUAUGAUGGCAGCGCCAGCUAUGAGAAGGAGAAUGAGCUGAUGCAGACCCACGUGAUGGACCAAGCCAUCAACAAUGCCAUCAGCUACCUGGGGGCAGAGUCCCUGCGCCCCCUGGUGCAGACACCCCCAGGCAGCUCUGAGGUGGUCCCAGUCAUCAGUCCCAUGUACCAGCUCCACAAGCCCCACCUGGAGGGCCCCCUACGUGCCAACCAUUCCGCCCAGGACAGCGCUGUGGAGAAUCUGCUGCUGCUCUCCAAAGCUAAGUCAGUGUCUUCUGAAAGGGAGGCUUCCCCCAGCCAAGACUCCACAGACACCGAGAGCAAUAACGAAGAGCAGCGGGCUGGCCUCAUCUACCUGACCAACCACAUCAAUCCCAACGCCCGCAAUGGCCUGUCCAUCAAGGAGGAGCAUCCAGCCUAUGAUGUGCUGAGGGCAGCCUCCGAGAGCUCUCAAGACGCCUUCCGCGUGAUUGGCACAAGCGGGGAGCAGAUGAAGGUGUACAAGUGCGAACACUGCAGGGUGCUUUUCCUGGACCACGUCAUGUACACCAUCCACAUGGGCUGCCAUGGCUUCCGUGAUCCUUUCGAGUGCAACAUGUGUGGCUACCACAGUCAGGACAGGUAUGAAUUCUCAUCCCACAUCACACGGGGGGAGCACCGCUUCCACAUGAGCUAAACGCCCCCGCUGCACAGACCAGCCCCCAAAAGCACAAUACUGCCCCCACCCAUUAGUGGAAAUGGACUGGAUGAGAGUUUUGUGCUUUAAUAUCUAGGUGGGUUUGGUGGGUUUUUUUUCUUUUAUUUUUUGGAUUUUUUGUUUGUUUGUUUUAUUUUAUUUUAAGCUGUUCAGUUGCCUUGUGAUUUGCUUUGUAAAGCAAAGGUUUUUGUUGUUAGAUGCAGGGUUACCACUGAGAGCCCAAACUGGGUAACUAAAUGUUACCAUAGACUGCUAGCUGAAAUUCCCCCACUUGUUGUCUCCUAGAAUUCCCUUCCUCCAAACAAUGUGUCAGUUUCAGAGAGAAGUUAAUAAAGACAGGCCAAAGUUUGGGAAAGAAUGUGCUGGCUCCUUUCCAAGAAAAGGACUCCUGCACCAGGUGUGAUUUCUAAGGCCCUAGCAGCAGUGUGUCACCACCUGAGUUGACAUUCAAGUGAGCCAGGCAGGUGAGCUGACCCUGAAGAUACCCCCAUAGCAGACUUGAACACUGUAUCAUAUUCUUCCUGGCAAGCAAACUGUUGGGGGAAAGUUUUGUAACUAUUGGUUACAGGUCCCCUGCAGAAGGAGACAGAAUAAAUUCUUUUAGAUUAAUUCCCAAUUUCCAAACAGGAUGACAUUGCUCUGUGUCUCUAUGGCUGCACUCGCGGUCAGCCUGGCGUUCCAAGGCUUGCUGUCAGUUGCAGGGAACUCAAUAUUCCUGUGACCUUAUCUGGAAACCACUGCUUCUUCUUUUUUACUUCCACACACUUAAUGACACCAAGUCUAUCACUACAUUGUUAAGACCAGUCCUGAAAUUUAGACCAUGAUUCCUUCUGAAUCUUGCAAAACAGUGAAAUGUCUCCAAAACCAAAGCUUUAGUCCAAAGUUCACACACAGUUCCCUGGGUACGUUUUUACCCUGACUGGUUCUACCAGAACCCUAUUUGUGGGAAGAAUUCCCAUUCUAGACAUCCUUUUAGCCAAGCAGCUGUUUUGUUUGUAGCUUGUAGGCCUGAAUAACUUAUUGUUGGUAGAUUUAUUUUCCUAUAUGUAUGUUAUUCUUGUUUUAAAAUUCAUAAAAGGAUUCAGAACUUCAUUAAUUUUCAGAUCAAUGAAAUAUGACAAGUGAAGCCCAACAGAUGUUGCUAAGGCACAGAGAAAUCCACCUGUUUGAAACCAAAAAAUCUGAGACUUUCCCUUCUGAGAACAAAGCAAUACCCAGGGGCCCACACAUGGCUAGUACGAAUAGACCUGUACCAUUUUUCACUAGGAUUGUAGAUUCAGGGUAGUUAUGUCAUUCCUUCUCCCUGUCUCAGGUCUGAUAGGUAAAAGAUAGGCGGCACUAGAGGUGCCAAACAUUUAAGCAGGGAAUAACAUAUCAUUUCAAGGGUUUACAACACUUUGCUUUCCCCAACCCAUCCCAAUGUGAACAUAAAGAUUCAGAGGGAAAACUGUACAUGCACCUCCAUAUUUAACCUAAAUCUGAGGUCUUAGCCUCAAGAUAUUGACAUUUGUGGGAAUGGAUAUUUCCAAUUUUCCAAAUUUGGGGGCUGGAUAUUUCCUUGUGGGGGAUUUUCCCAUACAUCCUGAGAGACUUGGCAACACCCCGAUCACAAAGCACUAGAUGACAGAAUGUGCACUAGAAAGUGCCCUGGAAGGUAAAUUACACCUGCUGAGAACCUCUGCUUGAAUGAAUUCUAAACCAGCUGAAGGUCUGCAAAGUCUUCCAGAGAUAAAAUCACUGGGAAAUAUCUUUUCAGGUCACAGCUGGACCUUUGUUCUUUUGGAGCCAUUUUAGAUUUUAUAAAUGAAGUAUUCUCCUCCAUUCUUGACAAGUACACUUGUUCCUGUGCGUCCGAGUUUCAUUAGAAGGACGGAGUUCACAAAAAUACCCUAGCAGCUUGGGGUUUUCUUUGCUUACCGGUAGUGCUGCAUUUUGAAACUGGAAAUGGCAGUAAUUUAGAUGUGUGCCCACGGAUGCACCAAGUAAAGAUGUGUGCCAGGAUGCACCAAGUAAAAGUGCUGAGAGAAGCAAGCUGUUGUCAGCUGCCAGUUCAAUAUGCAGUUAGGGAAGGUGAGACAUUGCUUAGAUUUCCAUUUUGCUGGGCAAUUUCACCUGCCCAUCCCACACAGUCAGUUGAGUGAAAGGAGUUACUUUCCCCCACAGGAAGUCUUGAAACAAAGCUUUACAUAGAUUGUAAAUAGUAACUAGGAGUUCUUUUCUAAAAUGCUUCCCUUUCCUCACCCUGUCUUUGAGGGUCAAUAUAACUGUCUAUUACACAUCUUUUUUUGUUGUGGUUUUAUAAUGUAACACCAUUUUCUUUGAAAUUAUUGUAUUUAAAGUAAGUUUUCAUAGACUGUCAACCAGUAAUUAAAUUAUAUUUGAAAGGCAACCAUGUCUGUACCCAAAGCUGUCCAUGUUUUUCUUGUAGUGGUAAAGUAGGAUUUUGCAUGCCCUCUCACACCUUUCUGUUCUGUGGUUUGUUCUCUUGUCUGAUGGUAUGAGUGUGCGUACUGAAAUGUGCCUGCAUUUCAUACACUCUUGUGU
Molecule: messenger RNA, 4283 nt
Organism: Condylura cristata (star-nosed mole)
Lineage: Eukaryota; Metazoa; Chordata; Mammalia; Eulipotyphla; Talpidae
Gene: IKZF1
Product: IKAROS family zinc finger 1 (Ikaros)
Exons: 8
Coding region: 168-1718 (516 amino acids)
Biological process (GO): regulation of transcription by RNA polymerase II
Molecular function (GO): RNA polymerase II cis-regulatory region sequence-specific DNA binding; DNA-binding transcription factor activity
Source: RefSeq, a predicted model, not a curated record